UUCGCUCGGUUUCUCCACCGGUACCCGCCAGUUGCACGCUCUCGCUUCAGCGGUCGUCGUCUGUCGUCCGGCGCCGCUGUCCUCGCCCCGAUACCCGCAUGUGGACUCUGCGAUGACCGCUGUCACAUGGAGCGAAGACGCACCUUGAACCGCAAACAUCUAAAAAAUCUCUGUAGUUUGUCUCCGUGCGGGGUCCAAGUGAGCGGGAGCAGGGGGGUGGGGUGGGGGGGUAGUUUGAAGACACCGUCCGACUGAGGGGAGCGGGGAGCAGCUACAGCAAAAUGGCAACUCCGUACGCGACAGAUGAAUCCGGGAAAUAUAUUGCUGCCACUCAGAGACCUGAUGGAACAUGGAGGAAGCCGAGGCGGGUGAAGGAUGGUUACGUCCCCCAGGAGGAAGUACCAGUUUAUGAAAACAAGUAUGUGAAGUUUUUCAAGAGCAAACCCGACCUGCCGCCUGGUAUGAGCUCGUCUGAGGCGGAGCCGACGAAGCAGCAGCAGCAGAAGAUCCCAGGUUGCGUUGACAGCGAGGGAGCCAAUCUCUCCAAGUCGGCCAAACGCAACAUGAAGCGCAAGGAAAAACGAAAACAGCAGCAGCACCAGGACCAGGACGGAGACGUGGAUGUGGAGUCGGUGAGCGAUGCUGUGGAGAAUUUGUCCAUUUCAGACGGUGGCGAGUCUUCAAACAAGGCGGCAGCGCCGGCUUCUGUCUCACCUGCCGACGAUUCUUCAGCAGCUGCGGCUGAAAAGAUCAAGAAGAUCAAAAACCUGAAAAAGAAGCUGCGUCAGGUUGAGGAUUUGCAACAGAAAGUGGACUCAGGGGAAAUAGAACAACCAACAAAGGAUCAGUUGGAAAAGCUGGGUCGGCUGAAGGCUUUACGUGAGGAGCUACGGCAACUCGAGCGUGAUUCUUGAAGCAAUAAAGGACAGAAGAGUCAGACAGACUGGACAUACAGAGUACACACUGACACACGGGGACGGGAUCUCUGCAGCUUUGUGAUGAUAGUUUCCAUGUAACAUAUUCUACCUGUUUGAUAUUCAUCAUGAACUUUGAAAGAACAGUUUCAGCUCCUUGCAGAGAGAGACACCCUCAGAACUGAUGAGCCUGUUUUCUAGAUUCAAAUCUCAACAACAUCCUGACUCCUGCUCAUAUACUUGUAUUGUUACAAGUGCAGUAUUGUAUAACCGAUCAGCUAUAAACAUCUUUUCAAGACCUCAUUGUAAAUUGUUUUGUGCAUGUCUGUCUUUUACAUUUUGUACCUUUCAUAGCAUCAGGUAUCGUGUAAACCGAAAAACAUAAAUAGAAUCAUUUUUGUCCAAAAGGAUAUAGUUUGUUCACCUUUCUGCUUUAAUAUUCUUGUCGAUGAUCGUAUGGCCUCUUGUUGUGCCACUAAUGUAGAGUCUAUACAGUCAUUACAUUAAUUAAAGUUACAUGCUGCA
This is a messenger RNA of Paralichthys olivaceus (Japanese flounder), 1439 nucleotides long. It is a transcript of the gene pym1, whose product is annotated as PYM homolog 1, exon junction complex associated factor. Gene Ontology annotation, molecular function: RNA binding. The record is from RefSeq and is a predicted model, not a curated record. Gene Ontology annotation, biological process: exon-exon junction complex disassembly. Lineage: Eukaryota; Metazoa; Chordata; Actinopteri; Pleuronectiformes; Paralichthyidae. Gene Ontology annotation, cellular component: cytoplasm; exon-exon junction complex.